This is a messenger RNA of Oncorhynchus keta (chum salmon), 5778 nucleotides long. RefSeq names its product probable G-protein coupled receptor. The record is from RefSeq and is a predicted model, not a curated record. Gene Ontology annotation, biological process: G protein-coupled receptor signaling pathway. Gene Ontology annotation, cellular component: signaling receptor complex; plasma membrane; endosome. Gene Ontology annotation, molecular function: G protein-coupled receptor activity. The transcript has 2 exons. NCBI's taxonomy places the organism in Eukaryota, Metazoa, Chordata, Actinopteri, Salmoniformes, Salmonidae. The coding region runs from base 517 to 1812 and encodes 431 amino acids.
GUCACUGCCUUACACAGUGAUAGAGAGGAGGAGGAGGGAUGGAAAGCGCAUCCUCACAUCUAUCAGGGACUUAGACACCAUCCUGAGUGAAGUGAAGUGAUCACCCUCUACUCACCUGCUCUCACACUAGUGUCCCUCUGUGAUCACAGACCAGGGAGAUUCUCUCUACACCUAUACCAGAGACUUCAAAACCUCUGGAAAACCCACUGGCUAACUCUAUCCUCAGCAGUGUGUAUCUUGUCCUGCUCAUCCUGUGGAAAUACCCAUUGUAACUGGUCUAUGUGGACCUGUUCACGUCUGGAUCUGCUUAACUGAUGUCUCCUCACUAAAACAACACCUGGGAUAUCCAGAAAGGACGAAUCAUAAAAUCCUGGUCUCUUUGAAUUGGACUGGACAUAUCAUAAUCUCAUAUGGGACAUAUCCAACAUGAUGACAAGUAUGUGAAAAGAGAAGAAAGUUAACAUUGCAAUGGGGCCUGCUGCUGUAGUGAUGCCUCUGACUAGUUUUCUGUGAAAUAUGGAGAAAUCUGGUCCGAUGCUGGCCUCUAUUCCCAAUCGCACAGGGGCCAACCUCACAACUGGCCUAUGGGGACCCAACCCCACAGUCCCCGCAGAGGUGGGAGUGGUCACCAGCUCCCAGUCUCAGAUCAAAGAUCUGAUUGGGCUGUUUGCAAUGGUGACCCUUAAUCUCAUCGCCCUAUUGGCCAACACUGGAGUCAUGGUGGCCAUCGCCCGCGCCCCUCACCUGAAGAGGUUUGCCUUUGUGUGCCACCUGUGUGCAGUGGACCUGCUGUGUGCCAUCCUCCUCAUGCCCCUGGGCAUCAUCUCCAACUCACCCUUCUUUGGCACUGUGGUGUUCACCGUGUUGGAAUGCCAGGUCUACAUCUUCCUCAACGUGUUCCUCAUCUGUGCCUCCAUCCUCACCAUCACCGCCAUCAGUGUGGAGCGCUACUACUACAUCGUCCAUCCCAUGCGCUAUGAGGUGAAGAUGAGCAUCAAUCUAGCCAUCGGCAUAAUGCUCCUCAUAUGGGUCAAGUCCAUCCUUCUGGCCCUGGUCACCCUGUUUGGUUGGCCUGCCUACGGGGCCCACAGCUCCAUCGCUGCCAACCACUGCUCCCUCCACUGGAGCCACAGUCGGUUGAGGAAGGUGUUCGCCGUGCUCUUCAGCGUGGUGUGUUUCCUGUUACCUGCCAUUGUCAUCUUUGCUGUCUACUGUAACGUGUACAAGGUGGCGCGCUCAGCUGCCCUGCAGCACGCACCCGCGACAACCACCUGGGCCUCGUCCAACCCAGCCAAACGUGCCAACCGUUCUGACUCCAUCAACAGCCAGACCACCAUCAUCACCGCCACACGCAGCCUGCCCCAGAGGCUGUCCCCUGAGAGGGCAUUCAGCGGGGGUAAGGCUGCCCUCACCCUGGUGGUCAUUGUGAGCCAGUUCCUGCUCUGCUGGCUGCCUUACUUCUCCUUCCACCUGCACUUGUCCUUCAGAUCGUCCCUGCAGAGUCCCGGGGACGUGGAGGAGGCCGUCACCUGGCUGGCCUACUCCUCCUUUGCUGUCAACCCUUUCUUUUAUGGCCUUCUCAACAGACAGAUCAGGGAGGAGUUGGUCAAGUUCCGGCGCUGCUGCUCCUCCGGGCCGGUGGAGCUGGUGGCCUCCAGCCAUGAGGGCUCCUUUCAGGAGAACUUCCUCCAGUUCAUUCAGAGAACCAGCAGCACGGCUGACAAGCGCUCCAGCUGCACCACCUCCAGCCCCAGGAACACUCUGGACCAGGGGAUCAGAAUACCUGGCCAGAUAUCAGAGGAGCAUGGCUAAAAAGAGGACAGUGGAUAGCACACUUAAAUUUGGACUGUUAAUAUGACAGUCAUCGGUACUCAUAGCACCCUGAGUUUUUCCUGAUUAUGUGUCCUGACCAGGAAAACUAUAGGGCCCUGAGAUUUUUCAAGUCAGAUCAUGUGGUUGGUAAAAACUCAAGCCCCUACUCAUAAGCUGUACAUAAUAUGCCUCUGAGUAGGUGUCCAUUAUUUAUUGGUAUGGGAUUCAUUCAGGUAAGGUCUCCAACACAAGACCAGUGUUUUAAUGUGAAAUAUGACAUUAUUAUGACAGAAUUUCAUUGACUUUACCAUUGUUUCAUGACAUGACUAAACCGAAACAUUCUGUUACAGUCUCCAUAUAUACUUCCAUUUAUUUUUUUCAGCUGGUACCAAGGGACCUUCAGAUGAGUUUUGUAAGGCCUGUGGCCUCAACAUCAUGUUCGUUAGUCUCAUCUUUCCAUAGUUUGUAGGCCAAACUGUUGGUACGCUACAGAUGAUUUUGUGAGCAGACCGAUUUUCGGGAUUGUCUCGUGGUCUGACAAACAUCGCUCUAGUUUUGUCACCUUUCACCACAGAUGCAGAAUUGUGAUAUAGGCAGAUCGAGAGGCAUCCAAUCCCAAAACAAACACAUCCCUAGCUUAAAUUGACAGAUUUUUAUGGGGAUUGUUUUAUUAUUACAAUUAGACUGACACAGGGGCGCAGACAUUGACCUUAGGGGGUUAAAGUGUAUGCUUGUUUCAUAAAAUGUUGUAUGAAUUAUAAACUCAGCAAAAAAAGAAAUGUCCUCUCACUGUCACCUGCGUUUAUUUUCAGCAAACUCAACAUUUGUAAAUAUUUGUAUGAACAUAAGAUUCAACAACGGAGACAUAAACUGAACAAGUUCCACAGACAUGUGACUAGUCCCUGAACAAAGGGGGGGUCAAAAUCAAAAGUAACGGUCAGUAUCUGGUGUGGCCACCAGCUGCAUUAAGUACUGCCGUGCAUCUCCUCCUCAUGGACUGCACCAGAUUUGCCAGUUCUUGCUGUGAGAUGUUACCCCACUCUUCCACCAAGGCACCUGCAAGUUCCUGGACAUUUCUGGGGGGAAUGGCCCUAGCCCUCACCCUCCAAUCCAACAGGUCCCAGACGAACAGUAUGGCUGGUGGCAUUGUCAUGUCAGGAUGAGCCUGCAGGAAGGGUACAACAUGAGGAGGAGGAUGUCUUCCCUGUGAUUGCCUGCAUUGACAACAAGCUCAGUCCGAUGAUACUGUGACACACCCCCCCAGACCAUGACGGACCCUCCACCUCCAAAUCGAUCCCGCCCCCAGAGUACAGGCCUCGGUGUAAUGCUCAUUCCUUCAACGAUAAACGCAAAUUCGACCAUCACCCCUGGUGAGACAAAACCGUGACUCGUUAGUGAAGAGUACUUUUUGCCAGUCCUGUCUGGUCCAGCGACAGUGGGUUUGUCCCCAUAGGCAACGUUGUUGCACGUGAUGCCUGGUGAGGACCUGCCCUACAACAGGUCUACAAGCCCUCAGUCCAGCCUCUCUCAGCCUAUUGAGGACAGUCUGAGCACUGAUGGAGGGAUUGUGCAUUCCUGGUGUAACUCGGACAGUUGUUGUUGCCAUCCUGUACCUGUCCCGCAGGUGUGAUAUUGGGAUGUACCGAUCCUGUGCAGGUGUUGUUAUACUAGCGUCUGCUAAAUGGCAUAUAUUGUUACACGUGGUCUGCCACUGCGAGGACGAUCAGGUGCCGUCCUGUCUCCCUGUAGCGCUGUCUUAGGCGUCUCAAAGUACAUACAUUGCAAUUUAUUGCACUGGCCACAUCUGCAGUCCUCAUGCCUCCUUCCAGCAUGCCCAAGGCACGUUCUCACAGAUGAGCAGGGACCCUGGGCAUCUUUCUUUUGGUGUUUUUCAGAGUCAGUAGAAAGGCCUCUUUAGUGUCCAAAGUUUUCAUAACUGUGACCUUAAUUGCCUACCAUCUGUAAGCUGUUAGUGUCUUAACGACCGUUCCACAGGUGCAUGUUCAUUCAUUGUUUGGUUCAUUGAACAAGCAUGGGAAACAGUGUUUAAACCCUUUACAAUGAUGAUCUGUGAUGUUAAUUUAAUUUUUACAAAUGAUCUUAUUUUGCUCAGUUUAUAUUCUGAAAUAACAUUUAUGGACGUGUUUACUCAUGUUUCCAAUGAACAGGAAAAAAGGUAUUGGAAUACUUUCCUAUUUUAAAAUUGUACAGCAGGAAUGUAAAGCUUCUAAUUAACUUUCUCUCAUUAACACAUUAUUUAAAUAAAGCAUAAUUACAAGAGUAACAACAAUAGAUUUAUCUUUUCUAAUAAUUACAAUAAUUAAAACCAUCUCACAGUGAAAAACUGUGUAUCAUGUGCAAGUAUAUAUUAAUGCAAGGGAUAGAAGGUAAAACUAGUAUAAAACAUCAAAACAGCAACAUGGAGAUUUAAAAAUGGAACCAUCCACCAUGAAGCUGAGGUAUGCCUUAAAUGUCGUCUGUGCCUGUCGUCAUGGAAAUGCAGUGAGGCAGUAGGCAGGGAGACAGCAACAAGGUCCUCUGCUGCAGUGCUGGAUGCUAGGCUUUUGAUCCAGUUUGGGAGAGCAUAGAGCGAAAGAGAGAGAGGCCUGAACCUGCUCUUCACAUUACACAGGCUGUGUGUCUCAUUACCCACAGCCUAUAGCUACAGACAUACAGAAUGACAGAGCUUAUUAUCAUCUGAAUAAAGCCAGUGAAAAAGACAGGCCAGCAUGAGACUUCUCAGUGAUUGAAUCUACCUGACUACAUAUAGUAGCACUACUGAAGAGCUCAGUGACUUUCAACUUGGAACAGUCAUAGGAUGCCACCUUUCCAACAAGUCAGUUCAUCAAAAUUCUGCCCUGCUAGAGCUGCUCCGGUCAACGUAAGUGCUUCUUAUUGUGAAGUGGAAACAUCUAGGAGCAACAAUGGCUCAGCCGGGGUGGUAGGCCACACAAGCUCACCGAAUGGGCCGCCGAGUGCUGAAGCAUGUAAUGUGUAAAAAUCGUCUGUACUCAGUUGCAAAACUUACUAGUUCCAAACUGCCUCUGGAGGCUGUUAUAACAGAAAAGGGGGGACCAACUCCAUAUUGAUGCCCAUGAUUUUGGAAUGAGAUGUUCGACAAACUUUUGGUCAUGUAGUGUAUUUCAUCUGUUAAAACAUGGUUAAAUUAUUUAUUUAAAGGUAGACUCAGCAAUAUUACAUAGAUGCAUUAAGUAAACAGCAUAGUAGGUCAAUUUCCGGAACAACUAAGAGCGUUGAACAGGCGCAACUUCUCCGCUGUUUUGGUUGCCUGGCUACCACACUGUACCAACGUGAAGUGAACCCGUGCACAUGCGAAGAUACUGUGUAUGACGGUUUGUGAGUGCAGUCUUUCAUCUCACUCAUCUCAAUAUCUGCGGUGCUGCUUGUGGCAAUGUCUUUUCGCUGAGUCUAUCUACCUUUAUGUACAUUAUUUAUUGAAAUGUCUUUUAAAAUGCCAGUCCAAUGCAUCCGGGGAUCAGACAUACACACUGGAGAUCUACUAAUGUGUCUAAAGGUUGGAUAAAGCAGAUGUUCCCUUAAAUCACCCGGGAAGCCAAAACUGGUAGGGGGUAAUGUGCUCAGAGCAAAUUCAAACAGAGUUGUCUAUUUGAACCUGUAGUCAGCUGGAGGUCCUGGCCCAAAGCCCCUCUCCCUGAUGAUCUACAAAGAUGAUGUAGAGUAGUGUCCACAAAGGGCUGCCUGCUAGCUUAGUAGUUGUAUAAUUCAAUGUUUCUAUAUGCACAUUACUUAAUUACAGUGCCUUCAGAAAGUAUUCACACCCAUUGACCUUUUCCACAUGUUGUUGUUUAGUCUGAACUUAAAAUUGUUUAAAAAUAAUAACAAUGUGUCACUGGCUUACACACAAUACCCCAUAAUGUCAAAGUGGAUUUAUUUUUAUUUUUUAUGUUUACAAAUUGAUACAAAAUAAAAGCUGAAAUGUCUUGA